AAAUGUGAAAAAGAAAAGUAGACACGAAAGUGUAAAAUGAAAUUUUAAAAUAAAUUUUAAAAAAUGUCUCAAAUAUAUGUUUGGUGGAGUAAGUGUUCAGUGUAACAGAAUAUUGAAUUCCAAAAUGGAAAUUGUUACCAAUUUAAUUAAUAAGAAUUUUUAUAUGUAUGUUACUGGUUUAUAUCAAAAACGCGAAAUGGUACUUCUCGCGCUCACUCUAUCUUUCUCUCCCUCUCUUUAUUGCUCUCUCUGUCAGUGUCUCUGCAAACAACUACAUUACAAUAAUCAAUAGAUGUGUAGUGAAGCCCGAAAGGUGUGUGUAGAUGUGCGCGAUGCAUAUGGGUGUGGAUUGCUUAUUCCGUGAUUCUGCAGUUUUUCAAGUAUAUAUGUUCAAAAUCAUCAGCAUCGUUGUUAUCAUCAUUAUCGUGAAGACGAUAAAAGACGAUAAAAACGUGAAUUUUUUGUUCGCGCCUUGAAUGCUUUGUAAAAGAAAUAAAAAAAUAAAUAAAUAAUAUACUAAGAAUAAUAGAAAAAAAAAGAAAAGAGUAAAAAAAAAAACACAAACAUACACAAACAAACUAACCAACAAAGUAAUUUUAUCGAAAAGAAUAGGCACAAUAUAAAAAAAAGAAAUAAUUUAAAAUGAAAGAGAAGAAAUAUGCUAACAACUAUCACCAACGAAGUCACGUUUGCGACAAAUAUCGUUUAGUGUUACUACAGCCCCGCAAUAAUAGUCAACUUCCAGCAACGUCAUCAUCGUUUUCAUCAUUAUCAUCAGUAACAUCAUCGCCAUCAUCAGUUUUAUUGCUUCUCAAGUUUUUUUUUCAGUUUCUUCAACUUAAGCGGAAAGAAAAAAAAAAAAGAAAACAAAACAACAAUAACAACCUAUCAUUGUGAUCGUUGUUAUUGCAGUGGUUCAGCAUCAACAACCGUUUAUGGCUGAGAAUCUACUUUGAAACGGUUGAAACCAGAAUAUACAGCUAAAAAAAAAAAAACGAAAGAAAAUAAGAACGACUUACUCUAUUCACAAUGACAAAUAACCGAAGCGUAAAAUAUCAAAAAGGCUUAGCAAAUAUCGGAAUAUAUUCGGAUAAUAACUUUUUGUUAUCCGUAACUCUUCGUAUUAAUAUCAGAAAGUUUUCAUUACUAGAAAGUAGAAUUCUUUGGAUCUUGACUUCAUAUAGUAAUUAAAAACAAUGUUUUGAAAGAUGGUUUCGAUUCGUUCGUAUUGUGUAGCGACUCGAGGUUCACUUCUCCUUUUCCUGGAAAUUUCUUAUUUAAUUUAAUGAGUAAAACUUAAGUUUCAAUUAUUUUUUAUUGGUAUAUCUCAUAUCUUAGCUGAUAUAAUCUCUAAAAAAGAUUUGCUUUAGACCACGAAUAUGUUCUCCAGAAAUUACACGAUUGUUACCCAGGAACACAGAGGACUGUUUAUUGGCCAUUUCAAAAAAGUGUGUAUGAGUCGGUACAUUGCGGCCGAAUUACAUUGGAUUUGCCAUUCCUUUUGUAAGAUCUCUAAAUGAUUUAGCUAUGUGUGUCUGUUCCCUUCCUUUGUCGUCGCAAAAAUUAUAAUGGGAGCGAAAAUUUUAAAAUAUAUGGUCAUAGUCAGCACAUUCCUUAGUAGAUAUACCGUUUUCAGCGCACGCUAAGAUGUUAGAAUUUAAAUAUUAAUUAUUACUAACACUAUUUUAUGCAAUGCAAUGACGUUUGCAAAUCUAUUUUAGUCGCUUCUCGAUUAGAAGAAUAUUUCGCGUCGUACAUAUUUUUUGUUUUAUGGUAUUUCUUUUAUGUAAAUUUGUUGUAAAUACGAAAAAUACACAUUUCCUAUUAUAAACGUAAGCAAGUAAAAUAAUCAUAAUAAAACGGGGCCGGCUAUAAGAUGCGCUAUCAUGCAGCUGUUUAUUUCCACCUAUUAUAUAUGAAUACUGACAUUCCAUAUCCGCUUGAAUAUAAGAGUGGGUUCAAAUUUCCAAUGCAGUAGAGUUAAUUUGGUCGUAGCUGUAGCGACCAGCAGUCACCGUGUUCCAGGACUAGAGGACAUUCCCUGAGCGAUUAAUCAUAUUAAAAAAAUAAAGCAAAAAUGGAGUAAAAACAUUUCAAAAUAAGGCAUUAUAGGGGAAGUGGUCAUCCUUGAACCAAAACAAAUGAGUGUAGCAAAGCUCAUCAAAAUAUAUUAAAAAUUGCGGCGGGUAUGCUAAAUACAAAGAAACAAGACGCAGAGACGGAUAAAUUUCCAUCCAAUUUUACGGCUGUCGGCUUUAUCAAAACUCUACCGCACCUUAGAUUUGAACUCAUGACCAUUGAGUUGUAUUUGGGAGUUACUCAAGUACUUUGAUGGUCUAACUCAAGUCCUUCUUCUCAAGUCCUACAUCAUUGCAUUCAAAAUUGCUAAAACUGGGCUUUCAUGUACCAAGAUGCAUUUACGUGUUGAUGCCCCCAAUAGGGAGAGUAAAUAAAUCUAAAUAGCUGCAAAUAUUUAUCAAGACCAUUCACAGUUCCAAAGCAAAAAUGAGCCUUUACUUUCAAACACGCACAGCAAUGAAAGAGUUAACUGCGUCGAUCCCUUUAGAAAAUGUCCAUUUAAAUUGCGUCGCUAAAAAUUAGCGAUGACGAGUAUACUCGCCUAUACGGAAUGUGUGUAUUAUGAAAUUAGUAAUGAAAUAACUUGAUAAAAUCACCUACACACAUUUUAGUAAAAUAACUUUUUUAGGUAGUUACACAGAUAGUAAUACACUUUCAAAGUAUUCGGUUGUGUUACAGUAGUGAUACGUAAGUACGACGUGGGAGUUCAAAGAGGUCAUGUAAGACCUAUUUUAUUUCUUUAGUUUUUAAGAAGAGCUGCAGAAGCACAUAGAGCACAUAGUGCCAUUAUUGGUUUGCGAAAUUUCAGUGAAAGUUUUACCAAGUUCUGAUCGGCUAAAUACCAUUGAUGAUGAUUAUGAUUGAAGUUGAUUGGCACAACGAAUCGCGAUAUUACAGAAAAACUUAACUCAUCCAAGACAACAAGUUUAUUCCUUAUAUAAGAAAAAUUACUUUAGUUCGUAGUUCAAAAUUGCAAGAAAUUUUCGGACUAUCUAAUAAAAUACAUUAUUGUUGCAAAUACACAUUCAUAAUGAAACUUUUUGAAGAAAUGCGUUCAGGAUGGAUGGAGGGAUCGUGACCUAUAUAUUCGUCAUACCCAGUUAACUGGUUAAGAGAUGUUGGUUGUCCUAAAGCUUAAUACAAAUAUAUCCAAUAGCUUACAUGUUCAUUUCAGUGAUAAUAUGACUGCGUCAGAGCACUUGACCCGUCUGUAAAAAACGUACAAAGUCGAUUGUGGAUUGCCUUCAUGAAUUAUGAAAAUGACCAAAAGUGGUAUACAUUUAUUAUUAUGUAAAAUACUUACGCAAUUUCUAAAUCGCUUGACGCAAAAUUACUUAAUAUCAAAAUAAGCACAAUUGCCGCACAAGAAAUGCCAUAAAAAAAGAAUAAGUGUUUAAAAAGAAAACAUUUAAGUGAAAUUUUAAGUUAUUUUCACGUUUUGCUAAGUUAUAAAAAUUUACUUCAAAUCAUAUAAUGUUACAGAAUUUAUUCGCUUAGUGAAAUGUAUAUUUUUGAAACUUUAGUUUAAAUUUGAAUUCGCUACACAAUCCGUAACGAACGUAAAUAAAACGAAAAAAAAUACCUAAAAUCUGAGAUAUACAUAAACUCGUACUUGUGUUCAUGCAAACAUUGAUAUAUUGAUAUAACUAUAUGUAGUUAAUUAAUUGGCUACACAUUCAUAUAUAUAUCAAUUUUUUUUUAUGUAUAAAUAAAAUAGCCUCGAUGACACAUACGCGAGGAAUGGUAAAUGUAUUGCAAUGAUCUGAAAAACGUAAUGCACAAGUUUGACUGUGUAUUUGAUCGAAUUGACGUUUACGAAAAUAAAAAAACUGGUUGCUGUUAUUACUGUCACUGUCGUUGCUGCUGCUGCUGCUGCUGUUGCUGUCUCUGUCAAUUUCUUGUUUUUCAACAAAAUAUUAGCAAAGUUUUAAGUAAUUUGAAAUUAUAUUUCAAAAAUAAAAAAACUAUUGAUUUACAAUAAACGACGACGGCAACGUCUAGUCUCGUCGCAAAUUCAUGUUUUUAUCAUAAAUAAUUCGUUGAAGUAACCAAUCAAGCGAUUCCUACACUUGAAUUAAAGUCAAGUUGAAUAAGUGGCUCUGUGUUUCAGUAAACUUGCAUAUUUUUUUGCGAAUGUGUGCGUUUGUUUGCAUUUUUCAAGUGACCACAUUAACUUAAUCACUCGUCGCAGUCAGUUAUCGUAUACUGAUAAUAAUAAGAGAAACAAAAAAAAAGAAGAAAAAUAUUGCUCUCACUGCGUGAAAUAAGCUGUGCAUUUAUACCAGUUUUAUUUUUUUAAUGGCCUAUCAAUGCAUAGGUGUUCGUUUGACUUGUGCACACGUUCGAUUGUGUUUGAUUAAAAUAUUCCUGGUUAACAUGAAUUUUUGUUUAUUAUUAUUAAAGAGAAUUUUUCUUUUUUUUCUCUCCUAUGCAUACAAUACAAUAUGUGAAAAACAAAAAUCGUACAUUCAUACAUAGCAUAGACGUACCUAUAUGCGGUUGCUGUUGCUUUUUCAUGCGUGGUUUUACCUUUUUCAUGUUUUUUGUGCAUACACGUUAAAAACUUGGAGCGACCACAUUCUUUUGGGAGACUGACUCCAUAAUGGUCAUAUCAUGAUAUAAACAUGCACACACACAUGCAUGCAUACUGUACUCAUGCAUUUAUGCUCUUACAAAAUGUUUACUCAUGCAUUCGUCGGCAAUUAUUAUAUAUAUUUCAUAGUAUACACACAGACACACAAUAAAACUUAAAACUUGUAUCGCAUAUAUUGUGUUUAUUUGAUUUUCCUCCCCACUCAAUUAUUGACUCUUUACACUCAUACCCUCGUGCAUAGAUACAUAUAAACGUACACCCAUACAAUUAUUUGUAGAGCUGAGCUCACUUUGAAGUCUUUGACUGUUGGUUUAUUCAUUCGGGUUAUUGCAAGCUUAUGUUUGUGUGAAAAAUGUCGCUUGACAGAAAUUGGCGGUUUUUAGAGUCAAAAAAGAAAAAACAAAUAUAAAUAAAAAUCGAAAACGAAAACGAAACUAAAACGAACUAAACACUGAAGUAUUCUUUAGUGAGAUCUCCCUGUGAACAUAUUCAUCAAAACAUAAAAAAUAAAAAUGAAAAAGUGUUUGUAAGAAAAAAAAAGAAUAAGAGUCUUUCUGCUCUAAGCUCAACUAUGAGAAAUAACAUAGAAACAAUAAUAAUUCAAUAUUAAAGGUUGCGCAUGCGCAAACGUGACUUGUAUAAAAGAAAUUGUGAAAUCGAUUCUUUUACCAUUUGAAAAAGAAUACAAAGGAAAACAAGACAGAUAGCUACGGCAUAUAACUUAUUCUAAUAAUAACUUAUUUUCCCUGAGAAAGAAAUUUAUUACAUAAAUUAUUUAUAAAUACAUAUAUAAAGCAACGGUGUUCACAUUUUUUACACAAAAGAAAGAAAAAACACAAAUAAAUAAAUAAACAAAAACAAAGAUCGUUGACUGUGCAUUCAACUUGGUGAUGUAAGAUAUUUAAUUUACGUCAUGGUAUGAAGGAGCCGACGAACAAUUUGGACGAUAUUUUGCCUGGCAGGCUGACAUCAGCCGAAUUAAGGGCGAUGGCAUUGCGUCAACAACAACAAAUCGACUCACAACAUCAACUGUUAGCCACCAAGGAGCAACGUUUACGUUUUCUUAAACAGCAAGAAGUACGCAAUGCAGUCGCUAAUGCCGAGGGUGAACGUUUGCGACGGUUGCGUGAACGUGUCGAAGCUCAAGAAUCAAAAUUAAGACGUUUGCGUGCUUUAAGAGGUCAAGUGGAUUUGCAAAAGACUUACAACGUUACAUUAAGUAACGACUUGGAUUCCAUCAGAGCUUUAUUUAGUGAAAAGGAGAAAGAACUUAGCCUGGCAGUCGCAAAAGUUGAAGCCCUUACCCGACAACUUGAAGAACUACGAAGAGAUCGAAGAUGUCCUAUCAAUUUGAUAGCAGGUGGCAGCAGUACAGGGCAACCGUUGCCGCCUCAAGCUUCACGUGAAUUAGAAAAAUUACGAAGAGAACUAAUGUAUCGCAAUCAGUUGUCACUUCAACAAGAUGCUCGAUUACAUUUACAGCGUGAAGCUUUACAGCAACGUCAAGCUGAACUGAGAUCAGUGGAUCAAAGAAUUUAUGAAUUGCAGGCACGUUUACAACGGAAGAAAGCAGCUAAUGUACAAAGUACAAACGCCCAACACCAACAGCAUCAACAACAGCAACAACAAUUACAUCAACCGCCAAAUGCCAAAAUAAAUAUAAGUCCACAGCUAAUGCAGCAAACAACGCAGCAAUUACAUCAGCCAGCACAUCAACAGCAUCAUCAGCCGUCACCUGUAGCAACUGCUCAAGCACAUCACAACGUUUACAGUACGGAAGUAAGCUAUCCAACCACCCUAGCACCCAAAACAGGGGUAGCUGCCCUUAAACAGCAAUUACUACAAAAACAGCAGGCUGCCCAUGCCGGUCAAUCAUAUGCAAAUAGCAGUAAAAACACAAGCAAUAAAUUCUCGAAUAUCAUCAACCGUGAAACGAAUCGUAAUAUCUCGCGUGGCAAUGUAGCAGCUGUCGAGCCAUACAUUCACACACCGCAGAAAUCUAACAUAACGCCCACAGCAUCGUAUUUAGGUAACAUUUUAAAGCACGCUGCUGCGACGGCCAACACCAAUCAGCAAAAUCAACUUAUCCAGGAUCAUGCCCAUGUCAAAUUGAAUUUAACGCACAGCCAAGCAAAUCCAACGGCAACAAGCAAUCACUUGAAUGCUAACUCAACCAAUACCGCGAAUUUCUUUGCUGCAGAGAGCGAUGAAUCAAAAUUAGCAAAAAAAAUGCUAACGGCUUCGAUAGGCACGAAAACCAUGGAAACGCAGGCGCAACAGUUGCCAAUUGCGUCAACCUCAUUAUCAACAAGUGGAGUUACAACAGCGCCUGCUACGCAAACGUCUGUAGAAACUGAUACCUCUCAUCAUAUAUACGCCGAAGUUGGCCCUAAAAAAAGGGAUCUUAACAAAGAUAAUGCAAUCACUGUAAAUACUGCAGAUGUACAAAGCUCGAAUAGUUCGGCGCAACAAGGCAGUAAAAUACCGAAAAGCAUAUUAAGUAGUAAUACGUCAGCAUCGGUUUCUUCUCCACCCUCGACUCUUGUGAACAAAUUGAAUAGCAGCUCACCAUUUUCCAGUCAAAUAUUACCGAAUUCCCAUCAACACUUUGUGGCGCGAGAGAAAUCUGAUCUGGAAAAGAAAAAAUCCGAAAUGGCGGUAACCAGCGAAACUUUAUCGGAAAAGAAUACCCAACAGCUAACGGUCCAUAGCAUGCCAUUAGGUGCAGCUAAUAAGUCGAUAGCGAUCGCCGUUUCGAAUGCGACUACAGCGACAGUUACAUCUAAUGCUGGACCUGAAAGUAAUUCAGUAGUAUUAAGUAAGCCAAAACCAUUAACUUCUGGUAGCUUAGCUGUACCACCGCGUAAACCUAUAAGUAGUGUGGCGCCUACUUCGGUGACAAGUUCUAUACCGAAAAUGAUACCGUAUAGUCCGAAAGUUAAUCGCGUAGCUCCUAAUGUGGUUUCAUCUAACGUGACAUCAGUAGCCUCGUCUGCGUCCGCACCCAGUCUUCCCCUGCUCAUAAGUAGUAACUCAGAGAGGCCCGCCUUACCCCCAAAGCCUACCAAAAUGGCUAACCAUGAAGUAUCUCAUGAAAUAAGCAGUAAAAAAUCGAAUCUCUCUUCCGGUACACCAACAGGAGAGAAUACUGCUACUGCCCUGCAGUCGCAAAAUAUUAAUGAUAACUUACCGAUUAAAGCCAAACCUUUAACUAUACGGAAGCAACCAUUAUCGGAACAACCACGUUUAAAAUCCACUACAAUUUUCACCAAACCGGCGAACAUUCAACAAGUGGGACGUAAAGCAGAAACAGGUUCAACAUCCAAUUUUCUGUACAAUGAUAAGCGUGGAAAUAAUAACUCGGAGACUGGUAUCGAGUCGGCAAAUAAUGAUAACAGCAAUAAUGGGCAGCAACAGAAACAAACGCUACAUUCGCCCAAUACCUUAUCGCCUCAAUCGCAAAUUAGCGCGGAUGAAACUGAUCGUCUUGAGAAUAGUACUACAAAUAUCAACGAAGAAAGCAAAACGUCUCCGGAUAGUUUAAAAAGACGCUUGCGAACUGGUUCAAGUAGCAACAAUAUGGCGAGUAGUAGUAAACCAAAGCUUACGCGUCGUGUUAGUUUCGAUCCUCUGGCUUUACUAUUAGAUGCUAGUUUAGAAGGUGAACUAGAGCUAGUAAAAAAAACUGCUAUGCAAGUGGCCAAUCCUAGUGCAGCUAAUGAUGAGGGCAUAACAGCUUUACACAAUGCGAUUUGUGCCGGUCACUUUGAUAUUGUCAAGUUCCUAGUGGAAUUUGGUUGUGAUGUCAACGCACAAGAUUCCGAUGGCUGGACGCCAUUGCAUUGUGCUGCUAGCUGUAAUAAUUUGGCUAUGGUGAAAUUUUUGGUAGAGAAUGGAGCAUGUUUAUUUGCUGCUACUCUCUCCGAUCAUGAAACCCCAGCCGAAAAAUGUGAAGAAGACGAAGAAGGUUUCGAUGGCUGUUCCGAGUAUUUGUAUAACAUUCAAGAAAAACUCGGCAUACUUCACAAUGGAGAAGUGUUUGCAGUCUUUUCGUACGAAGCUCAAAACAACGACGAACUAACUUUUAGUGUCAACGACCGUUUGACUAUAUUACGUAAGGGCGAUGAUGCCGAAAGUGAAUGGUGGUGGGCCAAAAAUUCCAACGAUGAGGAAGGCUAUGUACCAAGAAAUUUGCUGGGACUCUAUCCAAGAGUACCACCGCAAACUAGCAAUUUUGCCGAUUAGCAGUUAAUACGGUUUUGUGUUUAUAAAAAGAAGGCCGGACGUUUAAUACAAAAACGUUACAUAUCAAAGUUUUUGUAAGAAAGCUUUUUUUUCGUAUUUUUAUUUUAAUUAAAAUUAAAAACAAAAAAAGUAAAAAAAAUC
This is a messenger RNA of Glossina fuscipes, 9058 nucleotides long. RefSeq names its product apoptosis-stimulating of p53 protein 1 (gene ASPP). Bases 5591 to 8917 code for a protein of 1108 amino acids. Gene Ontology annotation, cellular component: nucleus. Gene Ontology annotation, biological process: regulation of apoptotic process. Lineage: Eukaryota; Metazoa; Arthropoda; Insecta; Diptera; Glossinidae. The transcript has 9 exons. The record is from RefSeq and is a predicted model, not a curated record. Gene Ontology annotation, molecular function: p53 binding.